Penicillium lagena is the source of this 2334-nucleotide messenger RNA. Its product is annotated as FAD-dependent oxidoreductase. The coding region runs from base 1 to 2334 and encodes 777 amino acids. The transcript has 5 exons. Gene Ontology annotation, molecular function: FAD binding. The record is from RefSeq and is a predicted model, not a curated record. NCBI's taxonomy places the organism in Eukaryota, Fungi, Ascomycota, Eurotiomycetes, Eurotiales, Aspergillaceae.
AUGGCGCCCUUCAAGGUCAUCAUCGUCGGCGGCAGCGUCGCUGGCAUGGCGCUGGCGAACAUGCUCGAGCGGUACGGUAUUGACUUUAUCGUACUGGAAAAACAUUCCGUUGUUGCGCCACAGUUGGGCGCAAGUAUUGCCAUGCUGCCGAAUGGUCAGCGCAUUCUUCAGCAGCUGGGAUGUCUCGACGCGAUCACCAAACAGAGCGCACCAUGCGACAACAUGUCGAAUUAUGAUAACGAGACAAAGGAUUGGAAUAAACUGGAGGGAAUGGGUGAUUUAAUGGAGAAACUAUUCGGGUACAAAAUGUGGUUUAUGGACCGGCAGCACUUAAUUCGGACGUUAUUCGAUAACCUGCAGGAUAAGUCUCGGGUUUUGACGUCUUGCCCUGUCGUGAAGAUUGAAUGGUCGGGUAGCGGUGUCGAGGUUGAGACCACGGAUGCCACUGUAUACCAUGGCGACUUGGUUGUCGGCGCAGAUGGGGUACACAGUCAUGUGGCACAGGAGAUGCAGCGCCUCGGUGACAUUGAUACUCCAGGGAUUGACCUUCUCGGUCGAGAUAAAGCUCUCUCUUGCAGCUAUCGAUGCAUAUUCGGCAUAUCCAAAAACACAGAUGGAAAAGUCCGUACCCAGUUUUCAAAGUCCUUCCAAUACCAGCGGAGUUACCUGUUCGCAGACGGACCCAAUGGAACGUGGUAUUGGUUUGCCUUUUUCAAAAAUGAUGAGAAGACACACGGCCAGUCUAUUCCUCGCUACAACGAUGAGGAUAAAGAGAAGCUGGCUGUUAUGUACAAAGACGAUGUCUUUCAGCCAGGCCUUACAUUUGGGGACGCGUACAAGGACCGGAUUUUUUCGGCUCUGGUGGCACUCGAGGAAGGUAUUUUGGACACAUGCUUUUACAAGAGAAUCGUUUUAACGGGUGAUGCCUGGCACAAGAUUCAUCCAGUAACGGGGCAAGGGGGAAACAACGCAAUCGUUUCCGCGGCGUACUUGGCAAACAAGCUCAAGGAACUCACUAGCAAAGAUGCUGUAAUAGAGGAUGCCGAACUCAAAGCCGCCUUCCACGAAUACAGCCGUGUCCGAAGGCCGCUGGUUAAAGACACGAUCCAGGUUGCUCAUCUUUUGCAGCGAAUGGAGUCAUUUGAUACCCCAGUAUUGAAAUUCAUGGAGCAAAAAGUUGUCAGUAGAACGGCGGCUGAUGGGUUUCUAACUCGAUUUCCGUCAGGAUACACGGCUGCUGUGCCGUUGAAAUACAUUCCACUUCCUUCUCAUCGGGGAUCGCUUCCUUUCGACGACGAGGUCAAGAUGAACUUGGAAGUUCGCGCCGUUCGUUCGAAUAUAUUUUGGAUAUCCCUGUUGGCCAUUAAUGUGCUGAUCCAUAGCGCCCGCUUUCAAUAUGGGGGAGAGACACAAGCACGAACUUUAAACCUAUCCAAUUCAUUUCUAGUAUCGAAAAUCGGCGGGCUCUUCUCAUGGGUGUUCAACAAAGAUCAGUCAUGGAGUGAUGAUUUUUAUUACCAUUCUUCAAUUGCGGCAGUUAUGAGCACAAUCUGCAUUGAAUCCUACAGGCGGUUCUUUGCUUUGAAGCCGGUGAGCAGCGGACUACUCUUUGCCCUGGCCUCGACCAUACUCCCUUGGGAGUAUGUAUUGCCACUUUACUUUGCACUCUAUAUUCUUGCCACUGCGCCUCGGGCCUUUUAUUACCCCUCCCCUAGGGCCGUUGAUAUGGAUGUGGCAAAAGCCAUUAUGCCUGCCUACAUUGCCGUAUAUGGCACAGCAUAUCUUUACACAUGGAGAUCCUCGACUUCUUUCCCCACCUGGUUAUGGCAAGGGGCACAUGUUCUCUUCCCCAUAUCCAUCGCGCUUUUCAAAGGAAUCCGAACCAACAGUUCAAGUCCAGCCGCUAAGGCUGAAAUGCAGCUCUUUGGUGACCAGGACAUUGGACUGCUGGCUUCAUUUCAGAGAUUUUCAUCUUUCUUCCCAUCAUUGUUUAACAUCGUUACAGUCAGCAUUUUUCUUCCACAACGCCCCGCAUUCGGAUUGUACUACAGUGGGGAGGCCUUUGGCGGUGCCGCCAAGAUUAUGUCUAUGAACGCGAGUAUUGUGAUAAUCAUGCUCUUCGCUCUCUGGGACCUUCGGCGUGUACACGCGACGGAUAUGGGUUUUGUUCGGGGCGCAAUUCUGAUUUUAUUACUUUCCCUUGCUCUUACUCCCGCAGGAGCAUUUCCGCAGCUCUGGAUUGACCGAGAGACUAAAUGGCAGCAAGGUCGACAGAGGGUCAAUAAGGCUGGCGAUAGAAUGCGUUCGCGUGAAAAAAUUAUUGAAAGCAAAUGA